Molecule: messenger RNA, 750 nt
Organism: Fusarium fujikuroi IMI 58289
Lineage: Eukaryota; Fungi; Ascomycota; Sordariomycetes; Hypocreales; Nectriaceae
Product: related to translin
Exons: 4
Coding region: 1-750 (249 amino acids)
Biological process (GO): RNA metabolic process
Cellular component (GO): nucleus; cytoplasm
Molecular function (GO): RNA binding; single-stranded DNA binding; sequence-specific DNA binding
Source: RefSeq, a predicted model, not a curated record
AUGUCCUCCGACACUCCUCUGCUCGAUCCGUCUAUCUUCUCCCACCUUCAGGAGAAGCUCGAUGAAGAGACCGCCGUUCGUGAUAACCUCACCCAGAUUAUCCAGCGUCUCGAGCGCGCCAUUGCCACCGCUCAAGGUCUUCUCUCUCGCGUUCACUCUACGCCCCGCGCUCGCUACCCUGCGCUUGUGUCACAGGUUGAAGAUGCUAUCAAGGAAGAGGUCACUAUUGUCAUGGAGCUGAAUGAGGUGGCUAGCAAGCACCCAUACUACAAAUACAACAGCAAGUGGGCGAGAACCGUUCAAAAUGCUAUCGGCUCCGCUGUCUACACUGCCUGGCUCGGUGGUCUAGGCUCUGACGCUCAGCCUGCUUCUCUCGGUCGCCUUCUCACUCUCGAGCAAGUUGGCGAGGUUUUCCAGGUCCCCACAAACCUCAAGGACCGCGAUGCCUUCCACUUCACCAUCGAGGAGUAUCUCCUAUCUCUGACGGACCUCACCAAUGAGCUUGCCCGCCUGGCUCCCAACGCUGUCACCCUCGGGGACUUUGAGCUUCCUCUCGUUAUCAGCGGGUUCAUCAAGGAUCUCUUCGCCGGGUUCCAGCUUCUCAACCUCAAGAACGACAUUCUCCGCAAGCGAGCUGAUGCUGUCAAGUAUGACGUCAAGAGAGUCGAGGAUGUUGUCUAUGACCUGAGCCUGCGUGGAUUGGUCAAAAGGGCUGGCGAGGGUGACACAGAGAUGGCUGCUGCCGAGUAG